Molecule: messenger RNA, 423 nt
Organism: Caenorhabditis remanei
Lineage: Eukaryota; Metazoa; Nematoda; Chromadorea; Rhabditida; Rhabditidae
Exons: 4
Coding region: 1-423 (140 amino acids)
Source: RefSeq, a predicted model, not a curated record
AUGAGUACUAUUGGCCUGCGCAACCGUUGGGAUUCUCCCGAUACUGCCAUCGACCCUUCAUUCUAUGAUUGUGUGUACUCAAUCGUCGAUUCUUCGAAUACUGUGACCGAACGAUGCUACAGAGAUAUUGGUUGUUGUGCCAGCGGAUGUUGUACCAAUACUGAAUGGCAAGAAAAAUAUGGAUGGGCUGUCGCACUCAUUUGCAUAUUUUCUCUAGUUGUCAUUAUGACUGUAAUUUGUUGGAUGGGAAUAUGGUUGUGUAACCGCCGGAAAGACAAGAACCAACGAAAAGAAUUGUUGAAAUUCGGAAGCUCUUCUUCAGUUUCGAAUAUGUCGUUUGCAUAUCCAAUGGCAAAUGGACAUUAUCAUUACGGUACCGGACCAUUCCAAUCACCGCCUCUAAAUUAUCCGACCAAAUAUUAA